AUGAGCAAAAAACUGAAUCGCAGGCAGUUGCGCGAGCAAGAAGAGCUUGCGCAACUGAAUGCGCUCAAAACAGAAACACUGGGCGAAGCUGUAAUCAUUCCGCAUGAUGCAAAAAAAGAAGUUGCGCCUGUUUCCGGCUUUGCAGCGUUAGCUGCAGGCAGCGACAAAGACGAAGAAGGGCACUCAGACAAGCAAGAGUCUGAAUCUGACACGCCGCAAGAAGUCACACAGGCUUCCCGGAAAAAGAAAAAGAAGAACAAGAAGAAAAAGGCACAGACCGAUUCUGAAUCGCCUUCCGUGCCUGCACCACCAAAAAGCAAACCGAAACCCAAAUCCAAAGGCACCACAACCGAUGUGAAUGCCAUGUCGAUCGACGAGAUCACAGCGCUGCUUGAUACUGGUGCGCACCCUACGGAAAAUGACAAAAGCAGCGCGCCGAAUCAGCCCACGGUUACUUCGCCGCAUGUACUACUGCGCGGCGCUUUCGCACUGGACAUACAGCAUCUCGACCCGGCACUGGAACUCAAGCGUCAGUUUGGCGCUGCGGCGAUCAAGGCGUACGAGCGCGAAAAAAACAGCAGCGGUGUCCCUACGCGCGCAGGCGCUCGCAGCCGCGAGAAUAGAGGUGCGGCUUUCAAUUCCAAUACCCGCGCACGUACCGUGCUGUGUACGCCAAAAGCGACAUGGCCGGAUAUUGGACGCACCUUUGUCGGAAUGACAAUGACUACCAAAGAGACGGGACGUGGCCGGGUUUGUGAUUGGGAGCACAGUCGCGCAUAUCGACAGACGCAGCUCCAAUUCGCUCAGGCAGUUGCAUCGCAUGAUUCCAAUGCACUCAUUGCCAUGAUCCGCGUUUUUCCCUGGCACAUUAGCACGCUCCUCCAGCUUGCCGACAUUUCACGGUACCAAGGCGAUCUGGGGCAGGCGUCCGACUUUGUCGAUCGUGUAUUGUUCGCCAUGGAGCGCACGGCACUACCAGCAUUUGCGUCUGGCCUGGCAUCCUCUGCCGGCCCGCCACAAGUGGACUUUAUGCGCGUGGAAAACCGCGCAUUGUGGCUUGCAGGGCACAAAAAUGUAGACCUCUUUGGGCGCCGAGGCACUUGGCGAACCGCGCUCGAGUGGUGCAAGUUUUUGUACGGGCUCGAUACCACGGACCCUCACGGGAUGCUGCUUUGGAUCGAUUUUCUUGCGAUCAAAAGCAAGCAAGGCGCUUGGCUCUUGCGCUUUUUUGAUGCGCUUGAGGCAGAGCGCUGCCGCGCAAUCUCUGCUGCCGGACACAUUGACAACGCGCGUGCGACCACGGCUUUGGACUGCGACAAGUCACAAGCACAGGAGACGUGGCAGGGCGCUCUAGACUGGUGCGUUGGUGCUUGCUAUGGCCGUGCGCUUGCGCUUCGCGCGGUAGAAAAAGAGGAAGGAGACAAGACACACACGCGCAGUAAUGCUGCUCUCCGCCUUGCUAUUGCGCGACACCCUGUUGCUGCGGCGUUGCUUUGCGAGCAACUAUCGAUGAGCUGCCCAGACCAUGCUGCGUUCCAGCUUCGAGAGGCAUGGUCUGCAAAAGAGGAUUCGUUUGGAGAAUUGCUCGCACAUGUUUAUGUACACCGCUCCGUUUCCAUAUGGAAAGAAGAGGGAAACAAGACUUGGAUUGCCGAUAUGCUGCGGGAGACGGCAUCGGCCAUGGAAAACAAACCAACGACGUUUGGCACCGCCGACGAGAUUACGCGGAUGGGCGUGUAUCGCCAUGUGAUUGUUUCCGAUCUUCCGGAAGCGCUGAACCAGAAACUUUUGCGGUACAUACCGCCGUUUGUGUUGACUUCGCCGGGAGCGAUGGAUACGUACGAUCCUUUGCCUCCCGUGGAUGGGACGCGAUUUGACGAUCAGUACUACGCCGCACUAGGUAAAACUGCCACGUCAUUGCAGCGCGUGGAUGCUGCACCGGACCAAGAGCAGCCCUUCAAUGUCCUACGCCACUUUCAAAACCUGGACCCUACCGAGCUCCAGCAGUUGAUCGAGCAUGUGGACGAUGAAACGAGAGAACUAUUGUUGCAGACAGUAGGAAUGAACCAGCCGCUUCCUGUGGCAAACGAUGGCGCCGAGGACGGUGCCGUGGACACGGACGAAACGCUGGAAACCUCGGACAGCGAGCAGGAGGCAAGCCAAGACAAUGUCAAUCCAGGCCUGGUGCACCGCGCUUGGAACGCACUUUGGGGUAGCUAG
Malassezia vespertilionis is the source of this 2220-nucleotide messenger RNA. RefSeq lists its product as uncharacterized. The transcript has 3 exons. Gene Ontology annotation, biological process: rescue of stalled cytosolic ribosome; ribosome-associated ubiquitin-dependent protein catabolic process. NCBI's taxonomy places the organism in Eukaryota, Fungi, Basidiomycota, Malasseziomycetes, Malasseziales, Malasseziaceae. Bases 1 to 2220 code for a protein of 739 amino acids. Gene Ontology annotation, cellular component: RQC complex. The record is from RefSeq and is a predicted model, not a curated record.